Molecule: messenger RNA, 582 nt
Organism: Hydatigera taeniaeformis
Lineage: Eukaryota; Metazoa; Platyhelminthes; Cestoda; Cyclophyllidea; Taeniidae
Source: the annotation of a GenBank genome assembly
AUGGGGGGUGGCUCGUCAAAGAUCUUGGAUCCAGAGGAAGUGUCCGAGAUAUCAUCUGAAACUGGGUUUUCUGCCAAGCAAAUACACCGACUAUACAACCGUUAUACUACACUCGACCGAUCCAAAGCAGGAUAUUUGAAACGUCAAGAUUUUCUGCUCAUACCUGAGCUGGCUAUAAAUCCUCUGGGUGACCGUAUUAUAAACGAAUUCUUCAAGGGCGGAGAGGAGCUGAACUUCCGAGAAUUUAUGCAAAAGGUGGCACGUUUUCGAAAGCCGAAUUCUAGUGGCGUGACUGAGUACAAUAAUCGUGAGGCCAAGCUGCGGUUCCUCUUUGGCAUGUACGAUCUUGAUGUCGAUAACCGAAUCUCCCGAAGUGAGCUGCUAAGUGUUCUGCAGAUGAUGGUCGGAGCUAGUGUCACAAUGGAGCAGAUUAAUAGAAUUGGUGAACGAACAAUGGCUGAGGCGGACGUUGAUGGUGAUGGAUACAUCACCUACGACGAAUUCAAAGCGGUAAGAAAUCAAAUUUGCAUACUUUGUUUUAUGCAUUCGGUUUGUCUUGUGAAUUUAGUGGUAGUAAGGUAG